AUGAAACAAAGUGAGCAAGUUCUUCUUGCAUCCUAAUAACCUGGGUUGAUAGAUACAUCAACUAAAAGAUUAAUAUCCAAAUCCUCUUCUUAAUUUUAAAUGCCUUCUUUUUAAUAAUAACCUGUUGUUACUAGACGCAUACAUAGGAAAUUAGUUCCAAUGGAUGGUGGUAUAAAAUAAACAAUAAUAUUUAGAGGCUGAAGAAACUGUUGUACAACCUAUUCAACCACCUCCAUAACCAAUUGUCCAUCCUGUACAAUAAAUGAUUUGGCCAGUUGCAGUUUAAUUUAAUGAAGAUGAUGCAUUAGCAAAAAUUAGAGAAGAAAAAAUGUUGGCACUUCUUGAAAGAUAAUCUGAAAUGCUUACAAAUCUACUUUAGAAGUAUAAAAGAUUAGAAGAAGAUUAAACUAAUAAAAUAUAAAGGAGAAUAAAAGAACUGGAAAGAGAAAAUGAAGAAAUAUGGUAAAGGAGAAGAUAAAAUUAUUUAAUUUACAAUGUUUCAUAAUCUGUUGAUUAAAAAUUAAAGGAGUUUAAUGAAUUUUAAAUGAGACCAUUUUUAGACUAAGGUUAACCUGUGCUUUUAAAACCAAUUCAUUAGGAUGAUCGAUUAUUUUUUGAUAAGAAAAAGAAGAAACCAAAGCCUAAAAAGAUAGUUGAAGUUGAUGAUGGAUUGGUCCAAGAUCCAGAUACAGGAGAAUUGUGGGAUCCAAAAACUGGAGAAGUUGUACAACAGCCCCCUCCUUUGUAAUAACCAUAUUGA
Molecule: messenger RNA, 760 nt
Organism: Paramecium pentaurelia
Lineage: Eukaryota; Ciliophora; Oligohymenophorea; Peniculida; Parameciidae
Source: the annotation of a GenBank genome assembly